AUGAGACUCAACACCACAAAGGCCCACGGUGUAUCUUACGACGGUACAUAUGUGUACUGGGUGCAGACGGAGCAGGGGCACCAAGCUAUCAUGCGGGCGCAGCUGGACGACUUCGCAAAGACCAAGCAAGUGCUAGUGAGUAUUGGCUUGGAAGACCCGGGCGACAUCGCCAUAGACUGGCUGGGGGGACACCUGUACUUCAGUGAUGUGGAAAGGGGAGCCAUCUCCGUCUGUCGCACUGACGGCUCCAUGUGCACUAACUUGCACACUAACGCGAAACAGCCCAGAUUCGUCACCCUUGAUGUUAAGAACGGGACCAUGUACUGGGCAGAUUGGCACCACAGACCCCUCAUCAUGAUGGCUCGUAUGGACGGCUCCCAGCCCGAGGUCCUCAUCGACAGCUUACACACCUUCGCCACAGGACUAGCCCUGGACAUCCCUAACGGACGGCUGUACUACGUGGACAAGACGAUCAAGGUGUUCAAACUGGACAGCAGGCAGGGUUACUCACUCUUCGAGGAGCCAUUCCACCAUCCGUACGCCAUCGCGGUGUUUGAGAAUACCAUCUUCUGGAGCGACUGGACGUCCAACAGCAUCCAGACCAUAGACAAGCUGCACGGCCCCUCAUCCAAGAGGUCUAUGCUCAUCACUCUGGACACUCCGAUCUAUGAUAUGCACAUAUACCACCCAGUGCUGUACGCGAAUAUACACAACCCAUGCGCCAACGCGACCUGUUCCCACCUUUGUCUUAGGGUCACCAACACCACCGUGACCUGCGCUUGCCCCACCGGCAUGGUGCUGCAUGGGAACAAUUGCGAACUCAAAGAAGACUACCACCCCCUUUACCUAGUGGUGGGAGGAGGGUCUUUCUUCUCGCGCCUGGACUACAACAGCCUAGGCAACCCCGAGGUCCACACCACGCACUUUGAUAUCGGACGCGUUCAGGCGAUGGCUUAUGAUAAUACAAGAGACACGCUGUACAUCUACGACGGCCAGCGCAAGACCAUCAACUACAUCAACAUGAGUGACUUCACGCUCGGGAUCACGCACCUGUUCCUGCUGAAAGGGCUGGAGGACAUCGUUGAUAUGGACUACGACUACGUCACCGACUCCUUAUACCUGGUGGACGCUGGACGGCACUUCAUCGAGGUGGUUUCCCUCCGCACCCAGCAGAGGGCGCUGCUGUUCAGGUUCGCGGAAGACGAGACACCCGUCAGCAUCUGCGUCAUGCCGGAUUAUGGGAAAAUGCUUGUGGCAAUAAUGGUAAACGAGGAAAACAAAAUCUUCUGCAUCGACAGCAUUGGUCUGGACGGACAAGACAGGGAGCACCUCAUUAGGACUGACAUAAGAGACAACAAGAAAAAACAGCUACUGUCAGUCAACAGUGAUGAUGCUUCUUCGGACAACAAGGAAAAACAGCUGCUGUCAGUCAGCAGUGAUUUUAUUUCUUUAGAAGAAGAAGAGAAAGAAAACAUAUCAAAUGACAACAAGAAAAAACAGCUACUGUCAGUCAACAGUGAUGAUGCUUCUUCGGACAACAAGGAAAAACAGCUGCUGUCAGUCAGCAGUGAUUUUAUUUCUUUAGAAGAAGAAGAGAAAGAAAACAUAUCAAAUGGCGGGCAGAUCCCCGAAAAAACGUAA
Messenger RNA from Ostrinia furnacalis (Asian corn borer), 1641 nucleotides. Its product is annotated as putative vitellogenin receptor. The coding region runs from base 1 to 1641 and encodes 546 amino acids. Gene Ontology annotation, cellular component: plasma membrane. Gene Ontology annotation, biological process: canonical Wnt signaling pathway. Gene Ontology annotation, molecular function: Wnt-protein binding; Wnt receptor activity. NCBI's taxonomy places the organism in Eukaryota, Metazoa, Arthropoda, Insecta, Lepidoptera, Crambidae. The record is from RefSeq and is a predicted model, not a curated record. The transcript has 12 exons.